Dendronephthya gigantea is the source of this 423-nucleotide messenger RNA. RefSeq lists its product as uncharacterized. Bases 14 to 334 code for a protein of 106 amino acids. NCBI's taxonomy places the organism in Eukaryota, Metazoa, Cnidaria, Anthozoa, Malacalcyonacea, Nephtheidae. The transcript has 3 exons. The record is from RefSeq and is a predicted model, not a curated record.
UACCAAAUCAAAGAUGGCGAAUUUUUUGUUUCGCCAAUUUCGACUAGCAAGACGAUUACAGCCUGUCUUAGAGAGAAAUAAAAGAUGCAUGAGCUUAUUUACCAAGGAAAGAGAACCUCCGAAUGGAUUUCUUUUUAAUGAAAAGCCUCGUCUGAAUGGUGAAAAACGUGAGUGGGAAGAUUGGGAGGCAAUUUGGUAUCGAUGGUGGAUUGUUUCAAUUCUUAUUCUUGGUAUAGGUUUCUAUUAUAGACCUGAUACAUCUUUGGGAACCUGGGCUCGUGAGGAGGCCCUCAGACAAAUAGAAGAAAAAGAAGCAGCUGAGUCCUCAAAAUAGAAACUUAUUUUAUAUAAAAAAAAUAUUUAACUGGAUGUACCCAAACUGUAAAACUGUUGUGAAAAUAUAUGUUCAUUUGAUAAAGAGUA